Molecule: messenger RNA, 2254 nt
Organism: Mus caroli (Ryukyu mouse)
Lineage: Eukaryota; Metazoa; Chordata; Mammalia; Rodentia; Muridae
Source: RefSeq, a predicted model, not a curated record
GUCCGUGGGUGUGCUGGGCGCCUCCUUGCACAGUUCUGCGUGUCCCGAGGCGAGCGAGCAGUGGCCAUGGGCACGCGCGGGCCCUAUGCGCUGGUGGACACCACACCGGCCAAGACCAUCUUGGUGUACCGCAACGGGGACCAGUUCUAUGUGGGCCGCAAGUUCGUGUUCUCCCGGCGUCGCGUAGCCAACUUCGAGGCUCUGCUGGAGCAGCUGACCGAGCAGGUGGAGGUGCCCUUCGGUGUGCGGCGGCUCUACACGCCCACGCGCGGCCACCCGGUGCUCGGACUGGACGCGCUGCAGACCGGUGGCAAGUACGUGGCUGCAGGCCGGGAGCGCUUCAAGAAGCUGGACUAUAUUCAUAUAGUUCCCAGAAAACCUUCAAAGAUGAGAAAGUUGAAGGAAAUCAAGCCGGUGGUCCAUUGUGAUAUCAACGUGCCUUCCAGAUGGCAAAUACAGAGCAGGACAUCCCGAUACAUAAACGUUUUCACAAAUGGAAGAUUAUUUAUCCCUCCUAUAAAAAUUAUUAUACCCAAAUUCAGCCUGUCAGAUUGGAAUAGCGUGCUGGCCAUGAUUGGAGAAAAAGUCUUCCCUCUAGGAGGAGUUCGAAAGUUGUUUACAAUGGAUGGACAUCUUUUGGAUGACUCAAAGAAUUUGCAAGACAAUUAUUUUUAUGUUGCUGCAGGACUGGAGACUUUUAAAUCCAUUCCUUACUGGAAGUCCUCAUGGGUCCCCAGUGAGGUCCAGCAGAGGUUUGGAGGCAAUGAUAAAUACACGCAAACAAAGAAAAGAGUGGAGUCCAAAGUAAAAGAACCUCUUCAAAAUGACAGUGUACCACCUAGAAGUCAGGAUUCUGUUUAUUAUGCCAAAGAGAAAAAGCAGAUGGAUACAGAACUUUUAGUUCGAAGUGGUGCAGAAGGUGAUGUUUAUAAAGCCCAGACUCCGGCUAAGGAGGUCCAAGAAGCCCUGGAAGUUAAAGAGGACCCAGAGGUGAAGGUGGAGGUGCCAGUCGAUCAGGCACCAGCUGAAAUUGUUAAAGAAAUUGACGAGAUAGGCGAUAGCAGCCCUGGCCUGGAGAGCGGCAUGGAAAAGGAAGUGGAAAGGCUUUAUGAAGAUAUUGACAGAAAGUUCAUUGCUUCAUCGAGAACAUGGGACAUUCGUGGGGAUGUGAAGGGAGACCAUUCACGAAUGUCUUUUAAGAAAAGGUUUCCCUUAAGACACCGCAGAAAGAGAAAAGCAUCUCUCAAGAACUUCGGCAAGAAUAAAGAGGUGGUUCCAACGCCUGAAAAAAAACAACAUGACAUUUUAGAAGAAAAAUCCACACCUGUACUGAUAGAAACCCAAGUAGAAGCAGAAGUUCAAAGAGAGCCAUCAAUAGGACAAGAAUCACUAGAAGAGUCAUCAUUAACUCAAGACCAAAGACAUGAGCAACAAGAAUCCCUUGUAAAGUCACCUUUGGGAGCACCAUCCCCAGAACAAAGACCCGAGAAAAAGGAAUCCCCUACGCAAUCAUCCUUGGGUCCAAUACCUCCAAAGCAUCAACUUGAACAGCAAAAGAUACCUGUACAGUUGUCCUUGGGACCACCAUCUCCAGAGCAACAACCUGAACAACAAGAGGUACAUAUACAGUCAUUCCUGGGACUACCAUUCCUAGAGCAGAAAUUUGAACAACAAAUGGUACCUGUACAGUUGUCCUUGGGACCACCGUCCCCAGAGCAACAACUUGAACAACAUGAGGUUUCUGUAAAGUCAUCCUUGGAACCACCAUACCCAGAGAAACAACUUGAACAAGAAUCUCCUGGACAGUUAUUCUUGGGACCAUCAUCCCCAGAGCAGCAACUCGAACGGCAAGAGAUACCUGUAUACUCAUCUUUCAAACCACCAUCUCCAGAACAACAAUUUGAAUGAGAGUCCUCUAAAGAGUCAUCCUUGGGACAGUUCUUAGAACAACCACCUAAGCAAUGAGAAUCUCUUAAAUAGUCAUCUUUGGGACCACCAUUCCAAGAAUAUCUACCCAAGCAACUAGAUCCCAAUGACAGUUAUCCUUGAGAUAACAAUUUCAGAAACAGGUGACUCUGGGACAGCACAUGAAACAAAUACUAUGAUGACAAAACAUCAGCCAUGUUGUGAAGAGAAACAAGUCAGGAACUGGACAGGACCAUAGUCAAAUGAAAAUAAAAUUAGGCAAUUUAUUUUCAUAUUAUGCUGACGUAUGCUAGUAGGGUAUUACAAUUGUCAACCUCAUAUUUUGAUG